Messenger RNA from Aspergillus bombycis, 1128 nucleotides. RefSeq lists its product as uncharacterized. The record is from RefSeq and is a predicted model, not a curated record. The transcript has 4 exons. The coding region runs from base 1 to 1128 and encodes 375 amino acids. NCBI's taxonomy places the organism in Eukaryota, Fungi, Ascomycota, Eurotiomycetes, Eurotiales, Aspergillaceae.
AUGAACCCCGACGGCCGCCCUAGUGAGGAUGGAAGACCAAAAGUCGCUGAGCGUGCACGAAGAAUUGUCAACCGCACUCAACGCUUUGUGCACGAUUCUGGAGAGAAUGUUGCCAGAGGUGCUCGAACUGUUGGCGACAAUGUUCGUAGGGUGGGUGGACGUGCGGCUGAGCGCAUGGUCGACAACUUGCAUGUGGUCCUCCCUAGACUUGUCCGUCACCCGGUAGGAUUCUAUCUCAAGAUGGCUUACGGCGAGUUUACCAUACUUGAAUUAAGGGAUGGGCACCCAGACCGAGACAUCACAGCUGCACCAGAUUCGCACAAAAUUGUGACUUCUUUCCUGCGAAGCCUGGGGCUCUCCUAUCGCUAUAUACCAGAUGUCCAGGGAGAACCCUGGUUUCUAGAUGUAGCGGUGAACAUAAAUCGUCUCGUAGACGAAGCAGGACAAAUGCCCUAUCCAGGCGGUGCCAGGUUUCAACCCACUUUAGACCUUUGGUUGAGUAGGAUCCCAUUUCUAGUCAAUAUAGUCCAGCGGGAAGCGGGAAGACAUAUCAUAGAUGAACUGGGCUUUCAGGAUGCAGAGCCACUUCUAACAAUGGUCCUUCCGGAGGCCAAUCAAACGAUCCAGGCAGAUAUCACCGUGGAGCACAGGCGAUAUCGACUCCAGUGCCAGGUUGACUAUGUGCUGUGGUACGGGUACAAGGCCAACACCGACAUGCUCUUAAUAAUCAUCACGCCAAAUUUCAUAAAUGAAGCCCGAUUCGCGGCGCCACUCGCAGCUAUGGCGUUGGUUUAUCAUAUUCGGAAAACCGCUGGUCUGAAUAGGGAAAUCUACGGCCUCUAUACAGAUGCCCGGGACUUCUAUUUUUACCAUAUCGAUCAUGAGGGACGGUACUCCACGCAACCCUAUGUUGGGGGAGAUAGACGUCUUUUUUAUGCCUGCCGGAUGCUGGUGAAAAUAUUCGGUCAAGCAUAUGCAAAGGCUAGAGCCAUUAAAGCAGCAGCUCUUCCAGGGAUCUGGCGGUUGACAGAGCUCCAGGAUGAAAGAACUCCGGAGACUGUCUACGACCCCCUACACCAGAUCAUAGUCGAGAUGCGUAUGACCCACCCACCCGUCGUCACUGAGUAG